AUGGCGGACGACGCGCAGCAUGAACACACCUUUGAGUCUGCCGAUGCCGGCGCCUCGGCCACCUACCCUAUGCAAUGUUCCGCCUUGAGAAAGAACGGUUUCGUUGUCAUCAAGGGUCGCCCAUGCAAGAUCGUCGACAUGUCCACCUCCAAGACUGGAAAGCACGGUCACGCAAAGGUUCACUUGGUCGCCCUCGAUAUCUUCACCGGCAAGAAGUUGGAAGAUCUCUCUCCUUCCACCCACAACAUGGAGGUCCCCAAUGUCGUCCGUCGCGAAUACCAGUUGCUCGAUAUCACCGAUGAUGGUUUCUUGUCCCUUAUGUCUGAUGAUGGAACUACCAAGGAUGAUGUCAAGAUGCCAGAUGGUGAAGUCGGUGAGAAGAUUGAGAAGCUCUUCCGUACUGAGGAGAAGGACACCAACGUCAUUGUCUUGACGGCCAUGGGCGAGGAAUGCGCCAUGGAUGCCAAGGAGGCUCCCAAAUAA
This is a messenger RNA of Exophiala spinifera, 483 nucleotides long. Its product is annotated as eukaryotic translation initiation factor 5A-2. Gene Ontology annotation, biological process: positive regulation of translational elongation; positive regulation of translational termination. The transcript is spliced from 4 exons. The record is from RefSeq and is a predicted model, not a curated record. Gene Ontology annotation, molecular function: translation elongation factor activity; ribosome binding; RNA binding. Lineage: Eukaryota; Fungi; Ascomycota; Eurotiomycetes; Chaetothyriales; Herpotrichiellaceae. Bases 1 to 483 code for a protein of 160 amino acids.